AUGGCCAUUCUUCCUAUUAUCCUUCUUGUUGCCAACCUACUUUCCUCCUUCUUUAAAAUUUCUGAUGCAACAGAUACCAUUACCCAGUUUCAGUCACUUCCAGAUGGCAAGACCUUGGUUUCAAACGAUGGAAGCUUUGAGUUGGGUUUCUUCAGUCCAGGUAGUUCCACAAACCGCUACGUUGGAAUAUGGUACAAAAAUAUCCCAUUUAGAACUGUUGUUUGGGUUGCCAACCGUGACAAUCCAAUCAAAGACAACUCAAGCAUGUUGAUCAUAAGCACAGAGGGAAACCUUGUUCUUCUCAAGCAGAACAACACUGUUAUUUGGUCAACAAAUGCAACAACAAAGGGAUUAGGUGUCACAGCACAACUCUUAGAUUCUGGCAACUUGGUUCUAACAGAUGAUCAAAAAGACAAUAGUCCUCAAAAUUACUUGUGGCAGAGCUUUGACUACCCUUGUGAUACAUUAUUGCCAGGAAUGAAGUUAGGAUGGGACUUCAAAACUGGCCUUAAUAGGCGUUUAAGUGCUUGGAAGAACUGGGAUGAUCCAUCUUUUGGAGACUUUACAUGGGGUUUGGUACCUACCAAUAACCCUGAAGAUGUGAUGUGGAAAGGCUCUGAAGAGUAUUCCAGAAGUGGUCCUUCUGAUGGCAUUCAUUUCAGCGGUUCACCAUCAUUGAUGUUCAAUUCAGUUGUCAAUUACACGUACGUGUUCAAUAAGGAUGAAUUGUACAUCACAUAUAGCCUCAAUGACAAGUCAGUGAUUUCAAGAAUUGUCAUGAACCAAACAACGUAUGCUCGUGAGCGCUUAACAUGGAGUAAUGUUACUCAAACAUGGAGGAUGUCUUCGACUAUACCAACUGAUUACUGUGACAACUAUAAUGUUUGUGGUGCGUUUGGGAACUGUGUCAUUGGUGAGUCCCCUAUUUGCAGGUGUAUAAAUGGGUUCGAGCCAAAAUCACCCAAUAAUUGGACCCAAAUGGAUUGGACACAAGGAUGCGCGCAAAACAAAACAUGGAGCUGCAGGGUGAAGGGCAGAGAUGGUUUCCUCAAAUUCAGUAACAUGAAGGGUCCUGACACUAAAAGUUCAUGGGUAAAUGAAAGUAUGACACUUGAUGAAUGCAAGAACAAAUGCUGGGAAAACUGUUCCUGUUCUGCUUUUGCAAAUUCAGAUAUCAGGAGAGAAGGUAGUGGCUGUGCCAUUUGGUUUGGUGAUCUGAUAGAUCUAAGACAGAUGGCAAAUGGUGGACAAGAUCUCUAUAUUAGAUCGGCGGUGUUGGAUACAGGUAUACACGAGCUUCUGUUUUGA
This is a messenger RNA of Gastrolobium bilobum, 1308 nucleotides long. RefSeq names its product G-type lectin S-receptor-like serine/threonine-protein kinase At4g27290. The transcript has a single exon. Bases 1 to 1308 code for a protein of 435 amino acids. Gene Ontology annotation, biological process: recognition of pollen. The record is from RefSeq and is a predicted model, not a curated record. Lineage: Eukaryota; Viridiplantae; Streptophyta; Magnoliopsida; Fabales; Fabaceae.